Desarmillaria tabescens is the source of this 2871-nucleotide messenger RNA. RefSeq lists its product as uncharacterized. The record is from RefSeq and is a predicted model, not a curated record. Bases 1 to 2871 code for a protein of 956 amino acids. Lineage: Eukaryota; Fungi; Basidiomycota; Agaricomycetes; Agaricales; Physalacriaceae. The transcript is spliced from 7 exons.
AUGUCGCCGGAACUUGGCGCCUACGACGGUCGGAGCAGCGGCUUUCUCUCAUCCAAAUCAAAAGGAAAGGGGAAGGAGAAAGCAAUGAGUGAUACUACACUAGAUGAUAUUUCUUCCAUGCGCAAUAUCGACCCCAAGUUGGGCACUACGCCGGAUUUCCGUAACCAGGCGCCACUAUCAUUUUCUUCUGAACUACCUGGGUCACGUUCUCCUCCUACUUCGCCUUCGCGACGCUCCAGAGGCAGCUUACUCAUCGUUGCGUCGGACGCCUUGGGCCUCAAAUUUGGCCGUCGUCGCAAGUCUAUUCGCCAACAACCUCCUAUGCCCUUCGUACUUCCAGGAGUAAUAGAAAUCAGUGCACCGCGCCCGGAUGCUGAGCUCGAGGAGCGUCAGCAGCUGAGGGAUGCCGCUGCUCAAGCAAUAGGCCUGACUUCGUCUCUGUUACAACCCGAUCCACCACCACCGCCCUUGGAAGAAGAAGAAGAGCCAGAGCAAACCGAGCGUCAAGAGUAUCUUGUACAGCCCGAGGCCCGGACUGCGGAAAGUGCCGCGGCGCCAAGGUCUCCACAGCAUUCUGCAUUCUCUCUACCGCUGCAUCCACGCUCAGUCCAUAGUCGCUCAAAUUCCAUUGCUCCUAUACCCAUUCCGCCGUUCCCCUCUUCUCCUGCCGCCUUGUCCCAAUUCGUGCAGGCCUCGGCCUCCCUGCCGAAGUAUUACGCGCCUCCUUCUCUUCGAAUAUUCACCCUGUCGAAACAGUGGAGGAGCCGCUACCUAGUAUUAUCUUCUCCCGCGGCACACGUAACAACUAAUUCAAGUCCCACUGUAUCGUAUCUGCAUCUCUUCAAAACAUCAAAUGGCGAGGAGAAGGAGCUGGAGCGGCUCGAGAUCAAUGAAGAUAGCGUGGUCUUUAUGGCAGAAGAAGAAGUUGGUGGACGGAAACACGUCAUCAAAGUUGGCGGCGUUGACGUAGGUGCUUUGAAAAAGGAUUUGAACCCUGAAGAGAGCGGUCGAACAAUGUGGUUUCUGCAAAUUGUCAAUCAAGCCGAAUCUCAACGAUGGAUUACGAAUAUCAAGCAGCUGAUAUUCGGUCAGCGGGCUGUACGUGCGGGCCUAGGAUCUCCAGGCAGCACAUAUGGAAUCGUGGAACCGAAGGGUGACAUGGAUGUCAUGCUCUCAAUGCCAAAUUUAAUGUGCAAGAGUUCCUACCGUUCAGGCUUAUCCCUGGGACGUGUAGACCAAACGUAUUCUUCAACAUCCUCAUCGCAGUCUACCCAUUCACAAACGCCUGCUGCGAAACCUGCUCCUGCCGGUGCCGUGUCAACUCUGAAGGGUCUUUUCACCAGUACGACCCGCCCGCGCUCUGGAUCACGCUCAACGUCCAUCGAUUCUGAGAGAGCUAGUAAUAAUCCAGCGGAAGACACGUUCGGCUCCAUGGGAAGUAACCUUCUCAGCAUGUCUUCUCAUUACCCAACAUCACCUACGACGCUCGGCACGCCAAUUAGCGAAAGAUCGCGGACAACUGAUACACUAACAAGCUCAUGGAUAUCACCCGCACCCACAGUAAACAAAGAUAGGGCUACCCGUGCGCUUUCAAUGGGCGCUGUUCCUUUACAACCACCUCCUCGGAAGCGCUGGACUACCUCGGGUGCCCCCUCUCCGCUUGCCAACGGUAAUUUAUUCGGAACGCCUGAGCAAAAAGCCCGGGAACCGUCUAUCUUGUCUGUCUCCACACUCGCAUCGGGGCAUUCGUCGAGCGCAAGUACCAAGAGGAGCUCGAGCGUCAAGCGAUGGUCACGACAGUUACCAAAACGUCUGACUCCUCCUAGUGGACCGCCGCCGGCUAUACCCUUGAGUCAGUCACCAACGCGACCACAUCCAUAUGCUAGUGUAGUUGACCGGCCAACCAGCCGGAACUCUACGUAUUCUGCGACGAGCGGCAAAAGCCUUGUAAUCCACCCUCCCUACUUUCUCGAAGCGCGCGUCUGGAGGCUCUGCAUUGAGCUGUCAACUACUACGAGCACGUCAUAUUCACAUAACAGCGGAUCAAUAUCUCACACACGUCCUGCUUCAUCUCACCGCGCCUCGAUGCCACCUCCACGACCGGCGCCUACUACUGCACUUCCUCCUGCCCCGGAUCAGAGACAUCAACGUGACUCGACCAGCCGCGGAUUCAGGCUGUCAUUAAUGGUGCCCAAACCGCCACCCGUGGGUCAACUCCCACCUCGCCCGGACGAGGCAGAACGCCGGUCACGUCGAGCCAGCGCCGGCGUGGCCAUGAAAAGCGAUUUGUAUACUAUUCCAUCUUCACCGAAUCCCACGAGUGCCCCCCUUCCCCCACCGGUUCGUCCACUUCCUGAACCCCCGGUGAAUCAAUUACCUGCUUCUGCACCUCCCGCUUCACGUACUACUUCAUUUAAACAACGACUUCGCAUUCUGAGCGCACCUUCGCCUCUACAUAUCAGUAACGGAUUCCAUACACCAUCGCCACGAUCACGUCAUUCUACCAUGUCCCCACCGCAUACGCCCUUGUCACACAUAUCCACGUCUUCGCCAUCAACGCCUAUCAGCGAGAAAAUUACUUAUAUGCAGAACGACCACAGCUAUCUGCAAUUGUACACGCCUAUCACGACCUCUAUGCCCAUUCCCAAAAUGCCCACGCCAAAGGUCCACGUUCCCAUCACGAUCGAUGACGAACCGCAACUGAGAUCUCUGUCUCCCCCUCCUCGCCGUAUAUCGAAGCAAGUAGCCGUCCCAGAAAAGGAGCCCGUAGCUGCUUCUCAGGAUCGCAGUCUCCCUAUCUUACCGGAGAACAUUCCACUACCUCAUUCACGCCACGGUUCUGUCGUCUCACUGGGCAUUCUAACCAUGUAG